CCUCAUCAUAGCUAUCAUACCUUUACCUCACCUGAAGUUUGAACGAUAAUUAUUUUGAAAGUCGUUUCCAAUUCAGCCAACAAUAACAACAUUACAUCUUAUUAUUACAAAAGUGAGAACCAAAAAGUCAUCAGAGAAAGUGAUGAUUCAAACAUUGGCUCAUUUGAUAGUGCGCUAAGUGGGUGAGUGAGUGUGUGUGUGUGUGUGUGUGUGGUUGUCUGUGAGAGUGACCACUUCAAGAGUGACCAACUGCUGCCAUGGAUUGCUUUUUGCUAAGAAGAAGACAGUGUAACUAUCACUGUAAGAUAGUUUUGUUGGAUGAGACAGAACUCAUACAGGAGAUACAUGAGAACUCAAGAGGACAGGAUGUACUCGACGUUGUCGUCAAACAUCUAAAUUUAUUGGAAACGGCAUACUUCGGGCUCCGAUAUAUAAAUGACAAGAAACAGCCCAUUUGGUUGGAUUCAAGCAAACGUGUGAUGAAACAACUAAAUUAUAGCAAUCCUAUUACACUAUAUUUUUGUGUCAAAUUUUAUGCGUCCGAUCCGUGCAAACUACUGGAAGAGAUCACCCGUUACCAGUUCUUUCUGCAAAUCAAACAAGACAUCCUUCAAUCACGACUACCCGUGCCAUUUGAAUUGGCAUCAGAACUGCUUGCAUACAUAGUUCAAUCUGAAUUAGGCGAUUAUGACUGCCGUCAACAUCAAACUGGAUAUAUAUCUGAGUUUCGACUAUUGCCGAACCAAUCCAUUGAAUUGGAGAGUAAGGCACACGAUUUGCACAAGAAAUUAGUGGGUCAGGUGCCGGCAACCGCUGAAAUGAAUUUCUUAGAUAGAGUUAAAUGGCUUGACUUGUAUGGGGCAGACCUUCAUCCUGUUCUUGGCGAGGAUAACGUCGAGUAUUUCAUUGGUCUGACCCCGAGUGGGGUCAUUGUAUUACGUAAUAAAUCAAAAGUUGGUAAUUAUUUUUGGACAAGAAUUUUGAAGAUUAUUAGGAAAGGAAAAUAUUUUAUGAUUAAAGUUAUCGAUAAAAAUAAUGAAGAAAAAACGUAUGGCUUUGAAUUGGUCAACAAGAGUGCCAGCAAACAGAUCUGGAAGUGUUGUACUGAACACCAAAACUUUUUUAAAUUAACACAAAACACAUUACAAAUCGAUACAAAACCGGGUUUAUCGCAAAAAUUUAAAACUAGUAGUACUUUAUCAAAAGGAUUUCAAGAAAAUGUGAUCGAAAGGCCGCCACCAAUGGUGGUUCGGGUCCCGAGUAGACGAUAUCAACGGAGAAUGGGACAACCGGACGGUGCAGACGCCGGCGCAAUAGAUAAAGAUGAGGCCUAUAAAGAAAAUGGUUAUAUUGAAGUAAAGUCUAGUAUUUUAAUGCCGGCCAUAAACCGGCAUAACUCAAGUUCGGCAAUACAUAAGCCGCCGUAUUCAGGGUUUGGUGACACACAAUCAUUGAUUAGUGCUCCGUAUCAUUAUAAAAGUGAAAGGGGUUUGUUUUCCCGCGACACAAACCCGUCGCCCCGAUCAGUGCGAAGUGCAUCCCAUAUAAAUCGCCAGUUCCUCGACCACAACGCCAACAGCUAUUCCCGCGUUCGCUCCAAUUCGUCGUCAAAUGUCUCGAGAUCAAGAAAUUCACGAUUUUCUGAUAAUGAAAGCGAAGUCAGCAAAUGUUCGCGAUCUUCGAGACAAUCCCGACAGUCAAGACAUUCACAGCAUUCACAACAUCGGUGUCGACACAGAAAUAAAUCUGAAGACAGCGGAACUGAGUCCGAUUCGUCACGAAAGAGAAGACAUCGACGAAAACAUAAGUAUUAUAAUGGAAACAAUUAUUCAGAUAAGUUAGUCGACACUGAAUCUCAAUGGAGAGAUUUGCAACAAAAACAACAGCAGAUGAACGGCUUGAAUGGACAGAUAGAUGAUCGGUCUUUGAGACCAAACGGUCCACAAAGCGCUGUUGUCAGACAUGUGUCCGGUUAUGUCAAUUCUGGUCUCGAAAGUGACGCCGAAACUACUACUCAUCACUCAACUCUUAACCGAAAUAAGAAUAAAGAAAUCAGAAGAUCUCGAUCAAAGUCACCGGAUGUUAACCGAAGAGAUAGAUUACCACCAGAAAUGAAAAAACAUUUUGAGUACCAAUUAGUAGAUCCGAUGUCUUUAACUGAAAAUGAACGCAAAGAUAUUAAAUACACGAAAAUAGAGACUGACAGUCGCCUCUUUAAGAUCAGAUAUUCACCAAAUGGUAGUCGACAUCGGUAUCGACUCGAGUCCGUACCCGUUGUCGAAAACGAUUCUCUAAAGAAACAGCCAAAGACACAAUUAUGGGAUAAUUACGUGAGAAAUAGUGGUAAUUAUGGAGAUAAUUAUAAUUUACUCAAUGGAUUCAAUGGCGUUCACAAGAGUCAGGACAGCAAUGCUAGUGUCUCCAGUAGUCAUGUCUCUAAUUCAAGCAAAUUGGACGGCUCUGACAGCACCGGAAGUGGACAAAUGUUUUCAUUGAAUGGAAACAACUAUAGUUCACAGCCGCCACCAAACAAUCCAUUAAAUCAUCAAAACUAUCAAAACAAUUACAAUUCAUACGAUAUUUAUAGGCCUACGGCUAUGACUCGCAGUACAUCUGAGUUUAAGCCAUACUCUCAUUUCGACUAUUAUUAUAACGAUUUUAACAGAAAUAAAAACAACGAAUCCUAUCAUAACUCGUAUAAUAGUAACGCCAAGUCUGACAGAAUAAUUGAAGAUAAUUGCCAUAUAAACCAAAGCUCAGCUCCGAGGGUCACAUUUCAAACGCCUCCCACCACAACAUAUUAUCCAAAUGAUAUACACAAACUUAAUAUAGACAAUACAUAUACAAAUAAAUCCAAUGGCAAUGCCUAUCGAGUCAAUUAUCCGUUACAACCCCAUGAAAUGAGUACUGAAUUGUGA
This is a messenger RNA of Oppia nitens, 2918 nucleotides long. RefSeq names its product band 4.1-like protein 4. The transcript is spliced from 13 exons. Gene Ontology annotation, cellular component: cytoskeleton. NCBI's taxonomy places the organism in Eukaryota, Metazoa, Arthropoda, Arachnida, Sarcoptiformes, Oppiidae. The record is from RefSeq and is a predicted model, not a curated record. Bases 258 to 2918 code for a protein of 886 amino acids.